UCUUUUCCGUUUCUGCUUCCAUUACUACAUCCAAUCUCUCAAACCACCACCAACCACUCGCUCCUCACACAGCAGCAACAUGCCGUCAUCUGGAACGCCCAAGAAGCGCAGCCUGGCAGACGAGUUGGCGCGCCUCACCGAUCCGACGCCCGUCCACGAGGACCCCGAAGCAAUGGACGGAGGAGCAGCAGCAGCCGACCACGACCAGGACGGCGAGUUUGACUAUGGCGACGCGUCGGCGGCACAUUCAGGUGGCGUCGGAAGCGCAAUGCUGCGCGGACUGGAUGCAGCGAGCGAUCCAAAGUACGCGGGAAAGCCAGUCUCACGGCGAAGCCUCAUGUCCGACGACGAUGAUCAAGAUGAAGAUGAUCAAGAUGAAGAUGAUCAAGAUGAUGAUCAAGAUGAUGAAGACGAGUUCGAGGACGAGGACGAGGACGAGGUCGAAGACGAGGAUGCUGACGAGGGUGCGUUCAGCGCUGCUCUGAAGCGAUUCAGCAAGGCUUCAGCACCAUCCUCACGACGUGCUCAGGCUCGUGCUCAAGAUGAUGAGGACGAAGACGACGACGACGACGAUGAGGACGACGAGGACGAGGACGAGGACGACGAUGAUGGCCUGCCGCACUUUGGCGGUCCCAGCAACUCGCUCAGCUCGGAACUCAUGCAGAUGGAAAAGCAGAUGGCAGACGAAAUCCGCGCCAUGGAAAACGAGGAGGCGCAGUCCAUGCAGGCGCUCUCAUCCACCGUCCAGUCCGACAUUGUCAAGGGCCAGCACGCUCGCACACAAACCAAGCUGUUUGACAGCUUUUUGGAAACACGCAUUCGUCUCCAAAGCGUCGUGACGGUGGCCAACCGCAUGCCGCAUCCCGAUAAACUCCCAGCCUUCGCCCGGGAAGGCGGCGACCAGACUCAGCAAGCACUCAGCAGUGUUCAAACCGAAGUGGCUGAUUUGCUUGACAAGAUGCUUGAUUUGCAACAGAGUCUUUUCCAACAAAACCCCGAGGUUGCGUCCGUGGCAGUCCCCCGAUCAAAGCGACGACAAUCCACCGAGGAGUAUUGGCAAUCCAUGAGCGGAACUCACAAGCGAUUCAAGCCAUUCUUUGAAAACACGAUCGAAAAAUGGAAUUCCAAGAUCCAAUUGGCCGCAGGCGGCGCAGGAGCCAAAAAGUUCAAGGCACUCAACCAGAGCGUGCUGGGCCAAAUUUCACAAGUCAUGACGGGCAAAGAUCGCCUCAUCCGUCGGUCUCAAUUGAAACGCGGCAGCUACCGUGUUUUGGGCGAGGACGAGCACGAUACGGACAAGGGCGACGAGUACGACGAAGAAAUCUUUGAUGACCAGGAUCUUUACCAACAGCUGUUGCGUGAACUCAUCGAGCGUCGCACAUCCGGCAUGGAUACUGAUGACACAAGUGCAAUGGGCAAGCAGUGGGUCGAAAUCCAAAAGCUUCGUGCCAAGAACAAGCGAAAAGUCGACACUAAAGCCAGCAAAGGCCGCAAGCUUCGUUUCCAACCACACGAAAAGCUUGUCAACUUUAUGGCGCCAGUUGAUCGAACGACAUGGACGGAGCAAGCCCGCACCGAUCUGUUUACAUCGUUGUUUGGCAAGACUGCAGCGGCCACUGCACACUGAGUCACAUGAUUUGGAGGCGACUGCUUGGGUUUUAAUGAACAAUAGAACAACCAGCUGUUUUUUUUAACUGUUAUCACA
This is a messenger RNA of Capsaspora owczarzaki ATCC 30864, 1705 nucleotides long. RefSeq lists its product as hypothetical. Gene Ontology annotation, cellular component: nucleus; nucleolus. The transcript is spliced from 7 exons. NCBI's taxonomy places the organism in Eukaryota, Filasterea, Ministeriida, Capsasporidae. Bases 80 to 1627 code for a protein of 515 amino acids. The record is from RefSeq and is a predicted model, not a curated record.